Loxodonta africana (African savanna elephant) is the source of this 6069-nucleotide messenger RNA. Its product is annotated as zinc finger protein 75A-like. The record is from RefSeq and is a predicted model, not a curated record. Bases 3159 to 4406 code for a protein of 415 amino acids. Gene Ontology annotation, biological process: regulation of DNA-templated transcription. The transcript has 4 exons. Lineage: Eukaryota; Metazoa; Chordata; Mammalia; Proboscidea; Elephantidae.
GGAUACUGAUUGGUUUAAAGUCAGGAAAGGUGUGCGUCAGGGUUGUAUUCUUUCCCCAUACCUAUUCAGUCUGUAUGCCGAGCAAAUAAUCCGAGAAGCUGGACUAUAUGAAGAAGAACGGGGCAUCAGGAUUGAAGGAAGACUCAUUAACAACCUGUGUUAUGCAGGUGACACAACCUUGCUUGCUGAAAGUGAAGAGGACUUGAAGCACUUACUCAUAAAAAUCAAAGAUUACAGCUUUCAGUAUGGAUCGCACCUGAACAUAAAGAAAACAAAAAUCCUCACAACUGGACCAAUGAGCACCAUCAUGAUAAACGGAGAAAAGAUUGAAGUUGUCAAGGAUUUCAUUUUACUUGGAUUGACAAUCAACAGCCAUGGAAGCAGCAGUCAGGAAAUCAAAAGACGCAUUGCAUUGAGAAAAUCUUCUGCAAAGGACCUCUUGAAAGCGUUGAAGAGCAAAGAUGUCACCUUGAAGACUAAGGUGCGCCUGACCCAAGCCAUGGUAUCUUCAAUCGCAUCAUAUGCAUGUGAAAGCUGGACUGUGAAUAAGGAAGACCGAAGAAGAGUUGACGCCUUUGAAUUGUGGUGUUGGUGAAGAUUAUUGAAUAUACCAUGGACUGCCAAAAGAGCGAACAAAUCUGUCUUGGAAGAAGUGCAACCAGAAUGCUCCUUAGAAGCAAGGAUGGCGAGACUGUGUCUUACGUACUUUGGACAUGUUUUCAGGAGGGAUCAGUCCCUGGAGAAGGACAUCAUGCUUGGCAAAGUGCAGGGAUGGUGGAAAAGAGGAAGACCCUCAACGAGGUGGACCGACACAGUGGGUGCAACAAUGAGCUCAAACAUAAUGAUUGUGAGGAUAGCGCAGGACCAGGCAGUGUUUUGUUCUCUUGUGCAUAGGGUCACUAUGAGUCGGAACUAACUCAACGGCACCUAACAACAACAAUAUGAAAGUGGAGGGACCAGUUGGAGAAGGACAUCAUGUUUGGUAGAGGGGUCAGUGAAAAAGAGGAAGACCCUCAACGAGAUGAACUGACACAGUGACUGCAACAAUGGGCUCAAACAUAGCAAUGAUUGGGAGGAUGGCGCAAGACCGGGCAGUGUUUCAUUCUGUUGUAGGUAGGGAUGCUAUGAGUUGGAAUCAACUCGAUGACACCAAACAACAAAUAUGACUACAUGAAUCUUCACUGAGGGACUCUGCCUUGGCCCUGAGUGUUAAUCUGUUCCCUCUGCCUUGGGUAGAGGACCCGCUUUUCUUUGUGGUCUCACUGGGUUGGUCAGGAAGGUACUGACAAAGAUGACAGCAAAAACAGUGAGGCAUGUUACAGGCUUGGCACACCCUGGGUUUAGGAUUGUUACAUGGUACAAGCCUGGUGGCUGCUCAGUGUGAUAUCAUAAGGCUGCUGCUUCUUCCUUCUUCCCCUUUCUUCUUCCUCUCUCCUUCCUCCUCCUCUUUGUUUAGAAGAGUUACUUUCUUGUGAACUAGCUGAAAGAAGAUCUAGCUCUUCAAAGACAGCAUAUUUUGGUCUUCCAAAUGGUCCCUAGUAAGGAAGCUACAACACUCCUGAUAUAAUUGCAUUAUUGAUCAUUAAUGGUUGGAAGAUGUAGAGGAGGACAAACCAAAAAAUCAUGUCCUAAGGCCACCUUAUUAAGAGAAAUAAUUAUAUUUUAGAUUGGAGAAUCAGGGAUAGGAAUUCUAGAAGUUUUUAUCUAUGGAAAAAUGGUAGGAUACCAGGAUAUAUUCUAGGUAUGAAAUUCUGAUGAAAAUGUUCUCCUGUAGAUUAAUUUCAUGGGCUCAAACAUAGCAAUGAUUGUGAGGAUGGCGCAAGACCAUCAAUUCCGACUCACAGAGACCCCAUAUGACAGAGUGGAAUUGCCCUAUAGGAUUUUCUUGGCUAUAAUCUUUAUGGAAGCAGAUCACCAGGUCUUUCUCCCGCAGGGCUGCUGAGUAGAUUCAAACCACCAACCUUUUGGUUAGUAGCUAAGCACUAUCAAUUUGCAUCAUGAGGGUUCCUGACUACCUAUACCCGGUACCUAUUGCCAUCAAUGGGUACAUCGAUGAUUCCGACUGAUAGCGCCCCUAUAGGACAGAGUGGAACUGCCCCAUAGGGUUUUCAAGGAGUGGCUGGUGGAUUCAAACUGCUGACUUUUUGGUUAGCAGUCAUAGCUCUUAAAUGCUGUGCCACCAGGGCUCCUGACUAUGCAUAGUAGACCUAAUAAAUAACACUUUGACUGUUACAGGCUGACACUAGGUAAACACACUGAUAACUAGGAGAACACUGACAACUUGACAACUCAGAGUCUUAGAAAUAUGAUUCAGUAAGUAUGGACUGCCAACAUUGCCCAGAGGACUAUGCUAGGCACUGCAGGAGAUAUCAGAUGAAUACAAGAUCCCUGUCCUUCAGGAAAGCAUACUGUAAUAGAAAAGGCACAGGAUAUGACAACCCAAAACCAAACCCCUUGCUGUCAAGUUGAUUCCAACUCAUAACAACCCUAUAGGACACAGUAGAACUUCCCCAUAGGGUUUCCAAGGCUGUAAUCUUUAGGGAAGCAGACUGCCACAUCUUCCUCCCACAGAGCAGCUGGUGGGUUUCAACGGCCAACCUUUUGGUUAGGACUUAACCACUGCGCCACCAGGGCUCUCUGGAUAUGACAACAGGAGACCUAAAUUCCAUUCUAAAAUCUGGCACUGAUAAACUAUGUAACCCUGAGGAAGUCAUAUUCUACGUUUCAAUUUUAUUUCCCAAAGAACGUACCUCACAAGGUUAAAACCUACCUACCUCAUGGGUUUACCUCAAAAGAAAAUAACAUGGUAAUAGUUGUGAGGGAAGCGCCAGCGAACCAGAAAACGGUUAAAAAAUGUUUAAGGGACCAUUGUUCCUGAACAAGCAAGUUGCCUGACGUGGGCCUCUUACAGAGGAGGCUCCCAAUAAGCCCAGGGAUGACAGCUCCAACUUUCUCUGGCUGGGCCUUAGGAAGACUACUGCGCAUGCGCAGUGGGAGGGGCUCAGACUCUUUGAGCCAAUACCGGUCGUGGUCCCUCGACAUCCCGGAAGGCGACUGUUACUAGUGUCCUCAGGAAGAAGAACCUCUCAUUGAUUUUGUACCAAACCUGAAGGGGCCUUAGUUGUCACACCCAGGAGUAAAGCUAUUCCUAGAGCAGAAUGAUGAUGGGAGAUCUCGAGGUGGCAGCAUGGUGGAGCCCUCAGAUGAGGUCUGUGUUGGAGACUAAGGGAUCUGUAAAAGAGAGCUCUAGUCAGAGUAAGAAAUCCACCCCACAGACAAACAGUCUUGAUCCUGAGAGCUCUCGCCGGCACUUCCGGAGCUUCUACUAUCCUGAAGCAGUUGGACCCCUCCAGGCUGUUAGCCAACUUCAGGAAUUAUGCCGUCAGUGGCUGAAGCCAGAGAUCCACUCCAAAGAGCAGAUCUUGGAACUGCUGGUGCUAGAGCAGUUCCUGGCCAUUCUGCCCAGGGAGCUCCAGACCCAGAUACAGAAGCAUCAUCCACAGAGCAUCGAGGAGGCUGUGGCCCUGGUCCAACAGUUUCAGGGAAAAUCUGAUCAAAGGAGGAAUGAGAGUUUGUUGUCCUUUGAAGAUGUGGCCCUGAAUUUUUCCAAGGAGGAAUGGGAAUUAUUGGACCCCAGUCAGAAAGCCCUCUACCACAAUGUGAUGCAGGAGAACUAUGAGACUGUCAUCUCUCUGGGAUUAAGUCUCAAAAACGACAGUGGAAAUGAUCAGCCCGUGUUUCCUUAUGAGUUAGAAAUACAAGCACCAGGAGGCAAAGUAUCAAGAAAAGCCAGAGUGAAAGUUCCCCAGAAAAUAACAGGCACAGAAAAUCGUGGUGGUACACACAGGGUAAGGAAACGGCAUCAAAAUUUUCCAGGGAAGAAAAGAAAGAAACAUUCAACAUGUAAACAAGAGCUGCCAAAAUGUAUGGAUCUUCAUAGGAAAGACCACACAGGGGAGAAACCUUUCAAAUGUCAGGAAUGUGGGAAAAGCUUUAGAGUGAGUUCUGACCUUAUUAAACACCAGAGAAUUCACACUGAAGAGAAACCCUAUAAAUGUCAACAAUGUGAUAGGAGAUUUAGAUGGAGUUCAGAUCUUAAUAAACAUCUAAUGACACACCAAGGAAUAAAACCCCAUAAAUGUUCGUGGUGUGGGAAAAGCUUCAGUCAUAACACAAAUCUCCACACACACCAAAGAAUCCACACAGGAGAGAAACCCUUUAAAUGUCAUGAAUGUGGAAAAAGAUUCAUUCAGAACUCCCAUCUUAUUAAACACCAGAGAACCCACACAGGUGAGCAGCCCUAUACUUGUAUCAUAUGCAAGAGAAACUUUAGCAGGCGGUCAAGCCUUCUUAGACACCAGAAACUCCACAGGGCAAGGGAAGUUGGUCCUGUGUCCCCCGUCUGAAUGAAGUCACUAUAUUGAGCCUGACCCUAGAGAGCGUAAAAGAACAUAAAAUCAUAAAUCACCAAUGAUAGGAAUCUCAUCAAUGAGAAAUUUGGGAGGUGCCCAUGCCAUGCUUCACAGAAAGGAAUACACGUUGCCUGUCUUGUCCAGUGUUAUAUCUUCAGUGCCUAGCACAAAUUGACAUAUAGGGAGUACCUUAUCAAUAAAAUAAUGAAAAUAUAUCAAGUGUAUCUAUCUAUUUAUCAUCGCCAUCUAUCCAUCUACCUGGGUUCCUUGGAUCUUUCUCAGACUCAGUGAUCUACUUUCUUCAGGUAUCAAGCACUUGGCAAAUACAUGAUGGUCCCGAGUCCUGGUCUCAUUCUUUACUGGUAGAGAUGGAAGAGAAAUAUAUAGUUCCCCAAAAAGAGAAAAUUACUUAGUGGGGAGUGCUUUUAUGGCUAUUGUUCUAUGUGGAGGAACAUCCAAGCCCAAUGUGUAGGGAGCUUUACCCUGGUACAGAAAGAGAGAAUUUAAUGUGAGCUCCAGGAGAAGCACCUCCAUUCUAGUUGCUACUCCCCUCAGAAGCCACUGCCACAAUGUCAUCUGUCCAGCAAUUCUAAGCAGCAAGGGCCUGAAUGCCAACACAGACCUUUGGGCCUUGCAAGCACAAAACAUCUGUCCUCUUGCUGGUCCUCUCAACACUGGCAAAGCCUUCCUCUAGAAGGGGCCUUUAAAAUCUGGUGUGAUCAGUGGGUACCAAGCCGGUCCUUAGAAAAGGCUGUUUGUGAGCUGUUAAGAGGCAUGCUAAGAAAAAAUGAAUUCUUAAUCGAAGUGAAGUUGGGAUCAGUGUGUUAGAUAAAAUCAGUGUUUCAUUACUAGAGGGCUUCUCAGAGCAUUUACAGGUAACUGCACAAUGUGCAACUAGGGGAGUCAAGGGAGAGGGGUAUGACCAUGCAGUGUUUUUCAGCAUUAUUUAGCCAUAGGAGCCUUUCUGGUGGGUAUGUUUGUCACGCCUAACAUAUCUGAGAACAGUGUUGUGCAACACCCAUUCGGGAAUCACUGACCUAGUUAAACCUUUCACCAUUAUAGGAACCUGAGGCCCAGAGAGGUUACCUGACUUGGUAGAACAAAAAUCAGUUCUCGCAUCCCCAUAUUCACACUGAAAUGCCCCUUCCUCCACACUACGUGGCUUAUCAUUAGACAUAUUAGGAAGAAGGAGGGGCAUAUCAUUAGACAUAUUAGGAAGCUGAAGAGUAAGAACUUAUGGCUGGGCAUUGGUGGCAGAGCAAAAGUUGUCACUGAGUGUCCUCAAGUCAAUUUCCAUUCAUUGUGACCCCUUGUGACAGAGUAGAACUGCCCCAUAGGGUUUCCUAGGCUGUAAUCUUUAGGGGAACAGAUUACCAGCUCUUUCUCCUGCAGAGCCACCGGAUGGGUUUGAACCGCCAACCUUUCACUUAUCAACCGAAUACUUAACCAUUGUGCCACCGGGGCUUCAUAGAGCAAGAGUAACCAAAGAACACCAAAUCCGUUGCCAUUGAGUCGAUUCCAACUCAGCGACCCUAUGGGAUGGAGCAGAACUGCCCCAUAGGGCUUCCAGUGACCAGCUGCUGGAUUUGUACUGCUGACCUUUUGGUGAGCAGCCGAGCUCUUAACCAUUGUGCCAUCAGGGGUCAAGAGCAGAAGU